CUUGUUUAGGACUGAAGCCAGAAUGUCCAAAGCUAGCCGGGAAGCGUACAUGGUGAAAUUUGUUGAACAUAAUGGACAUAAAAGUGAACUUGGCCUCAAGGCUUAUGAGGCCAUAGUGGAGCUGCAGUCGGAGAAAUAUGUGCAGACUGUAGAUGAUGAAGCGGUGCUGGAGUUGGAGCACAAUGACAAGUCCCUGUACGUGUUCAGCGAUUUUACCAGCGAUGCAUUUGAGCACUGCAGGAAGCUGGGGUGCAGGAUAGUGAGUCCUCUGGUGGUGCUGUUCUGCCUACAGCAGCAGAGGUGUGUACCAAAGGCAGAGCAGCCAGUUUACAACAUGGCCAUGGCUGAUGUUACAGUGACCUGCACCAGUCUGGAUAAAGAAGCGCGGACAGAGGUGAUGGACUUGGUCCAGCUGAUGGGUGGGCGGAUCUACAGAGACCUCAAUGUGUCUGUUACUCACCUGGUGGCAGGUGAGGUGGGAAGUAAAAAGUAUUUGGUGGCAGCCAACCUGGGGAAGCCUAUCCUUUUGCCAACCUGGGUCAGAGCAUGCUGGGAGAAAUCUCAAGACAGCUUGUUCCGGUACUCGGACCUGCGUUUGGAGGAUUACUUGUGUCCUGUUCUCAAAGGUUGCAUUGUGUGUGUGACGGGUCUGUCAACGGUGGAGCGCAAAGAGGUUCAGAGGCUGUGUGAGCUGCACGGUGGGAGCUACACUGGCCAGCUCAAGAUGAACGAAUGCACUCACCUCAUCGUCAGCGAACCCUCAGGUCAGAAGUACGAAUUUGCGAAGAAGUGGAACGUGUACUGCGUCACGAUUCACUGGCUCUUUGACAGCAUUGAGAAAGGUUUCUGUCAGGAUGAAAGUCGUUAUGCUGUAGAGCGAGAGGACAAGAGGAAGGACAAGCCUGGCAGACCUAACACGUCCACUCCCACUGGCUCAAAUAAGACAGAUGGACCGUCUUUGCUUGGACUGAGCCAUAUAUCAAAUGUCAGCGUUAAUGUCAACGAAACAGCCAUGACCACUGCAACAAUGAGCCGCAUAGAGACUGCUGAUCCGAUUGACGCAUUCGAUGUUACCGUCUGUCCAGCAGAUGACUUAUUAGAUGGCUGCAAGCUGUACCUGUGUGGCGUGGUGGGAAAAAGGUUGGAGAAACUGCGCCGGUUGGUGAACUCUGCAGGAGGCUUACAUUUUAACCAGCUUGGUGAAGAACUUACACACAUCGUAAUGGGAGAACCAGACCAGGAUGUCAAAAGUUUUCUCGCUAAAGCAUCUCACAGGCCGCAUAUCGUCACAGUCCAGUGGUUGCUGGAAAGUUUCUCUCAUGGCUCUCUGCUUCCAGUAGAGAGGUACUUCCACCCUUCAUUCAUCCCUCCUGUUCCGACUCAAGUCGACAUUCCUGCCCCCCGUCCUUCUACCUCACGUCUCUCUAGACCAUCUUUUGCUGCCCCGCCUCCCCCCAGCCCUAACCGACAUGCCAGGGCUGAGGAAGAGUUACUCUCGCAGUACGUGGACAAUAACCAGACUGUAGUGGAGUUACCUCCACCUUCAGAUAACAAAAACAAGACUUGCAUGUCUGAACUAUCAGACCCAGCUGCACCAGGGCAUGACUCGACUGUAGCUGAAUCUUCAGAGGGAGGUAUGUUUACUGGAAAGCGCUUCCUCCUGGUGGGCUUCAGCGCAGAAGCAGAGGCUCAGCUCUCAAUGUUGAUUGUGGAGAACUAUGGGAAGGUUUUGGUUGGCCGUUUCAGAGGCGUGGCCGAUUACGCCGUAGUUCCUCUGCUGGGCUGUGAGGUGGAGGCCACAGUGGACGAAGUGAUUACAGACACAUGGCUGGCCAUGUGUGUGGAGCAGCAGUGCGUUCUCCCCGUGUCAUCUCAUCCACUUUUCACCCCCGUCGUGGUGAAGGAGGGCUGCUCUCCUCUCACGGACUGUGUGCUGUCCGUUAGCCAGUUUAUCGGAGCCGAGAGAGAGUCGCUCAUUCAGCUUGCUAAAUAUUUGGGAGCAAGUGUCCAGGACUAUUUUGUGCGCACCGCUAAUCAAAGGAAAGGCAUGCUGGCUAGCACUCACCUUGUCCUGCAGACACCUGAGGGCACCAAGUACCAGGCAGCAAAGAAGUGGGGGCUGCCUGCCGUAACCAUACGCUGGAUCCUAGAGUCCGCCAGAACGGGCAAGCGUGCUGAGGAGGCGCGCUAUCUGGUGGAUCUGCCGCCAUCUCCUGAGCACAGUGAGGACAGUUUCAUCGGAGCGUCUCAGAAAGCUGCAGGCCCUUCCAUGCCUGUGCGUCUCUCACCAGAGAUUCCUCUGCUAGGUCCACAGAGCAGCGACGCUGUAACACCUCUGGACACGGGCCGUCUGCAGAGCCGCAGUGUCCACUCGGUUCUUCGCAAAAUGAAGAACGGCGAGGAGGGAAAGCAGGAUGUCACAACGCCAGCUCAAGAAGAAGGCAGAGGAAGCUUGCAGAAAGAGCUUCAGCUGGACACGCCGUCUCGCUUCCUCAGUAGGGACCGGCUGUUCGGACCUUCCUUUAACGUUAAGGAAGUGUUCGACCAUUUAAAAACACCUGGCAAUAAGCCUCAGCAGGGUGAGGGGGCGGAGACUCCCCUGAGUGAGGUGAUCGAAAGGAAUUUAAAAGCAGCAGUCGCCAAUAGCAACCGCAGUCAAGCCAUGAGCCUUGCUGCCCUGACUGCAAGUCCUCAACUGGCCAAAGAGCCAGAACUAAAAAUACAUGAACAGGUAGAGGAAAAAACCUCAGAUCCUCUUAACGGAGUGGUGGUUUGUGUGAGUAAGAAACUCAGUAAGAAACAGAGUGAGCUAAAUGCAAUGGCUGCAUCCUUAGGAGCAGACUUCAGGUGGUCUUGUGAUGAUUCGGUCACCCACUAUAUUUACCAGGGCAAAGUGGGAGACAACACCAAAGAGUACAGGGCAGUGAAGGAAAGAGGGCUGCACAUUGUGUCCCAGCAUUGGUUGCAGGCGUGUGCAGAAGAGCAGAAACGAGUGUCUGAAUCACUCUACCCUUUCACCUUUAACCCUAAAAUGAGUUUGAUGCUGAGCCAGGUGACGGACAGCACCCAGAAAUCUCCUCCCCCGUCCACAUCCCGCACCAAAUCCAGAGCCUGUAAUCAAAAUGAUGACACACAAAUAGGGCCUGUGGACAUCACAGCAGAGAUUUCUACUCCUCAAAAUAAAACUGCAGAAAGAGAACAGAAGCAACUGACCAGCAGUGAAAGAAAAGACCUGACAGAGACACUGGAGAUGAGGGAGAGCUUGCAGAAGCAGCUACAGGAGAUUAUGUCCGCCACGAAGCUGACUAGUGGUCGGAGAGCCUCCUCUAGAUUGGCUCGUGUGGGUUCAGUGGGACUGGACUCCCCACACACGCCAGAGGUUUUAGGGCGGAUGGGUAGACGCAGCAGGACGCUGGAGGCUUUACGCAUGUCCCGUCAGACUGCAGUGGAUGUGAACACAGAAGCGUCUCAGAGUGAGCAGAUAGUGUGGGACGACCCCACGGCAAGAGAGGAAAGGGCGAAGCUGGCUGAUAACCUGCAGUGGCCGGGCAGUCCUUCUCAACAUUCAGAGCCUCUCGCCAUCGUGCCUCCACCACCCAGUGAUCAAAACGCCAGAGAUUCCAUGACCGACUCUGAACUUGUGGAGAUGGCUGCCUGUGAUGUAAUAGAGGAGCACAUGAAACGGACGGUGACCCCACCAAGAGUCAGCACUGAGCCUCAGGCUCCCAAAAGGCCUGAAUCCCCGAGUACUGCUUUUCCUAUUUCUAAGGCUUUGAUGAUGGUAUCUAAACUACAGCCCGAGGAGGAGAAGGAAAAGGAGAUUAAGGUGGUGAAAAAGGAGCCUCCACGCUUUCAGUUGUCUUCACUUAACCCACAGGAGCGCAUUGAUUACAGUCACUUAAUUGAGGAGCUGGGUGGUGUCUUACUCGAAAAGCAGUGUUUUGACCCUAGCUGUACUCACAUCAUUGUGGGUUAUCCUCUGAGGAAUGAGAAAUACCUGGCUGCCAUGGCAGCAGGCAAAUGGAUCCUGCACCGCUCGUACCUGGAGGCCUGCCGCGCCGAGGGAUAUUUCAUACCCGAAGAUGAUUAUGAAUGGGGAAGCCACUGUAUUCUGGAUGCUCUUCCCUCCAUAAACUCACAACAGAAGAGACUGGCACUAGCAGCAUUGCGCUGGAGGAAAUCGUUACAGGGUCGCACCAAUAAAGAGGGUGCAUUUGGUGGCUGGACAGUAAUGUUGAACAUAGACCAGGCCAGAGACUCAGGAUUCAGAAGAUUGCUGCAGUCUGGAGGAGCAAGGGUAUUGCCAAGCCCAUCUCCCCCUCUGUAUAAGGAGACCACUCAUCUCUUCGCAGACUUCAGCCGACUUGGACCAAAUGACGUGAAAGUGGAUGUGACUGAAGCCAUGUCCUAUGGUGUUAAAUGUCUCAGGCCUGAGUACAUAGCUGAUUAUCUCAUGCAGGACCCCUCACCACCAAUGGAUGCAUAUUAUCUUCCGUGUGCAGCGACGCAUGGGCUUCCCGAGAACUCGUAUCAAGGCCAGAACACUCCCUCACGCAAGCGCAAGGCCUCAGGGGACACAUCGGCCGUGAAGAAGACCAGAGUUAGGUGAAAUCGGUUUUAGCCGAGAGAUAAGUCAGUUUAAUGUGAAUUGUAACUUUUAACCUACUUAUAUACUUGUUUUGUUUAAUGAAAAUAAAUGCACUUCUACUAAAAA
Molecule: messenger RNA, 4714 nt
Organism: Clarias gariepinus (North African catfish)
Lineage: Eukaryota; Metazoa; Chordata; Actinopteri; Siluriformes; Clariidae
Gene: topbp1
Product: DNA topoisomerase II binding protein 1
Exons: 27
Coding region: 23-4609 (1528 amino acids)
Biological process (GO): DNA replication initiation; mitotic G2 DNA damage checkpoint signaling; mitotic DNA replication checkpoint signaling
Source: RefSeq, a predicted model, not a curated record